Bombyx mandarina (wild silkworm) is the source of this 1615-nucleotide messenger RNA. RefSeq names its product putative peptidoglycan muropeptide transporter SLC46. Gene Ontology annotation, molecular function: transmembrane transporter activity. Gene Ontology annotation, biological process: transmembrane transport. The record is from RefSeq and is a predicted model, not a curated record. Lineage: Eukaryota; Metazoa; Arthropoda; Insecta; Lepidoptera; Bombycidae. Gene Ontology annotation, cellular component: membrane.
AUGCUGGAUGAAACAGUAGUUCCAGAGAGCGAGUCUGACGUGAUGGUGCGGAGAGCGAGGAGACCUGGCAGUACAAUCGAGCUGUCAUUCUUCAUGACAACGCUGGGUUUGUCGCUUACCGGUGUCGCGAUAAGCAACUUAAUAUUAUACAGAACGUGUGUCCACGUGUUGCGGCACGGCCGGGCCGAGUGCUCGUCGUUCCUGGCGGUGGACAAGACUAACGACACGCAGUACUUAGAGAAGGAGGUGCAGAGGUACGCGAUCUUCGUGAACAGUACAAAGAGCGUGCUCGAGUCCCUGGCACCGGCCGUACUGAGUCUCUUCCUGGGCUCGUGGUCCGACCGACACGGAAGGAAGCCGCUCAUUGUGUGGCCUCUUUUUGGGAUCGCAACUACUUCAAUGUUGGUACUGAUAUAUAGUAUGGUUGAUGUGGGACCCUGGUGGUUCAUUCUGACGUCCGUACCAUACUCGCUGGCUGGCGGAGUGGCUACCCUGUCCACGGGGUCUUACUCCUACAUGAGUGACGUCACGAGCACUGAGAAACGAACCGCAAGAAUGUUCACGGUGCAGCUCGCAGCGUCAGGCGGCGUGGUGGCGGGCUCGCUGCUCAGCGCGCCGGUGCUGCGCGCGGUGGGCGCCGUGUACCUGCUGCUGGCCGGGGCCUCCGUCGCGGCCUUUACUUAUGCCUUCACGAAUGUGUUCUUGAAUGAAUCGUUAACAGGAGUCGUUCAGGGCAGCAUGACCUCGAUAAUGGACCUGCAGCUGGUGACAGACAUGAGCAGGGAGUGCUUCAGACGCCGCCCGAACAACGGCAGGGCUCAGGUGCUCGUCGUCGCAGCCGCCUCGAGCCUCUCCGCCUUCGUUACGUUUGGGAUCAUGAAUUUGGAAUACUUGUAUACCAGAGAGAAACUGCACUGGACCCUCAGCGAGUUUACCGUGUACUCGGCUGUAAACACUCUGUUGAGUUUCUUUGGAGGGCUCAUAGGAAUGUCGGUACUUCAGGGACUGUUCAAGAUCAGCGACUUGCCGCUGGCAGCUGUUGCAUUCGUCUCUGCUGCAGCGGAAUAUGUUGCGAAAACUUUAGCAGUUGAUUCAUGGCAUAUGUAUUUGGGUGCUAGUUUAGCCAUUUUCAAAGGUUUGUCAGCGUCGUUGCUCCGAUCUUUCGUGAGUAAGGUCCUCCCUGCCGAUGUGGUGACAAAGUUCCUUGCGUUGAUGUCCGCCGUGGAGAGCCUGUGCCCGCUGCUGGCGCCCCUGGUCUACAGCACCCUGUACGGAGCCACCGUGUCCACCGCGCCAGCCUCCGUCUACGUGCUCAGCACGGGAAUUAUUGUUUUUUGCAUUGUAUUAAUAGGAGUAGUUUUGUAUUUCCGAAGACAUGCUACGACACCUUAUGAAGUACUACAACCAGAGCCCUUCUGACCCUGUCGGUCGGACGUCGCACCAUUGUAACAGCCCUAUUCAUUAUAAUACAUAUUAUGUAUAUUACUAUCCGCUCGAUAAGUAGAUCUGUAAGAUCCGUUUGAUUAUUACUUUCGCAUUGUUGAACUUUAAUUAAAUUCAUACAAAAAAGGCAACUUUAAUUCACUGGGGAGUUUCUUUCUACGGAGCACGUAGA